This is a messenger RNA of Gallus gallus (chicken), 1710 nucleotides long. RefSeq names its product peptidylprolyl isomerase E (gene PPIE). Gene Ontology annotation, biological process: protein peptidyl-prolyl isomerization; protein folding. Gene Ontology annotation, cellular component: intracellular membrane-bounded organelle. Gene Ontology annotation, molecular function: RNA binding; peptidyl-prolyl cis-trans isomerase activity. The record is from RefSeq and is a predicted model, not a curated record. Bases 25 to 930 code for a protein of 301 amino acids. NCBI's taxonomy places the organism in Eukaryota, Metazoa, Chordata, Aves, Galliformes, Phasianidae. The transcript has 10 exons.
GAACUUCCGGGGCGGGGCGCUAAGAUGGCGGCCACCAAGAGGGUGCUGUAUGUGGGCGGGCUGGCGGAGGAGGUGGACGAGAAGGUGCUGCACGCCGCCUUCAUCCCGUUCGGCGACAUCACCGACAUCCAGAUCCCGCUGGACUACGAGACCGAGAAGCACCGCGGGUUCGCCUUCGUGGAGUUCGAGCUGGCGGAGGAUGCAGCAGCAGCCAUUGACAACAUGAAUGAGUCUGAACUCUUUGGUCGGACAAUUCGAGUGAACUUGGCCAAACCCAUGCGAAUUAAAGAAGGAUCGUCUCGGCCAGUGUGGUCAGAUGAUGAGUGGCUGAAGAGGUUCUCAGGAAAAACUCUGGAGGAGAACACAGAGGAAGGAGGAACAGAGGCACCCAAAUCAGAGGCACAGGAGGGUGAGCCUCCUGCCAAGAAGUCCCGGGCUAACCCCCAGGUUUACAUGGACAUCAAGAUCGGCAACAAACCUGCGGGGCGGAUCAAGAUCCUGCUGCGGUCCGACGUGGUGCCCAUGACCGUAGAAAACUUCCGCUGCCUCUGCACCCAGGAGAAGGGCUUCGGCUUCAAGGGGAGCAGCUUCCACCGCAUCAUCCCUCAGUUCAUGUGCCAGGCUGGGGACUUCACCAACCACAACGGCACCGGAGGAAAAUCCAUCUAUGGGAAGAAGUUUGAUGAUGAAAACUUCAUUCUAAAGCACACGGGACCGGGGCUGCUGUCCAUGGCAAACUCCGGCCCGAACACCAAUGGCUCACAGUUCUUCAUCACGUGUGAUAAAACGGACUGGCUGGAUGGGAAGCACGUGGUGUUUGGGGAGGUGACGGAGGGCAUGGAUGUGGUGCGGCAGAUUGAGGCUCAGGGCACCAAGGAAGGGAAACCAAAGCAGAAGGUGAUAAUCUCCGACUGUGGGGAGUGUGUGUGACCGCGGCACUGCUGCUCCUGCCACGUUUGGUGCCCCUUGCCUGCAGCUGUGCUGUGCAGUGGGCGGGGAGGGGGCUGCGGGGCGUGUUGUGCCCUCACUGCUUGGUGCUCCCACUCGUCUGCCAUGCGCCUGGUGAAGACUUCUUAUAUUUGGCAGAAGUAAUAAAACCUAAUUUUAGAAAAACUGCAGGCCUGCCCUGGCUGUUGGUUCCCACUGAGCGGGGAUGCUCUUGAAAUCUCGAGAUUUGGAAGGCUCCUUGCAGGCAUUCCCAGCAAGCGCUGAGCCAGGUGCGUUCCACCCAGAGCUGUUACUGUGUCCUGAGCUGCUUUGUGUUGCCUUCAUCAGCGAAUGGAACCUUUCUGUUGUGGUGAGACCUUAUCACAGGAGCGGGUUGUUCUUUUUUUGGUGCUCGCCCCCUUGGGAUUGGGGUUGGUUUGUUGCAGUUUUUCUCUGUUUUUUCCUCUGUGUGUGGGUAAGCCAGGCUCCCCGGCUGCCCCAGAGCAGCCCCCGCUGCCACAGCGCCUGCUGGGCUCAGCUUCAGGCAAAUGGGUGCACUUUUAGGCUGUCGUGAGUAUUUUUCAUUGCGAAAUGCAGUCUGCAGAACAGAACGCCGUUGUGCUGUGACAUUCAUUAAAAAACAGCAGGAGAAACACCGUGUUUACUUUCCAAACUAGGCAUUUAUUUUAUAACAGCGUUGUAGCUCAAUAUGUAUUAUUUCUUUUCCCCUUGGCUGAGUUUUGUGAACUCUAAGUAAACAGGAGCGUGUUAGUCAGCCGGCUA